Messenger RNA from Opisthorchis viverrini, 183 nucleotides. RefSeq lists its product as hypothetical. Lineage: Eukaryota; Metazoa; Platyhelminthes; Trematoda; Opisthorchiida; Opisthorchiidae. The transcript has a single exon. The coding region runs from base 1 to 183 and encodes 60 amino acids. The record is from RefSeq and is a predicted model, not a curated record.
AUGGAUAAAACACGGGCAGCGACAACGAACGCAAGCGGUGUGCAGAUGAACAGCGGAAAUCCACAUAUCGACCUACAACGAAUAGCCAAUGAGUGUAGCGCCGACAACGCAUCGAUCGUACGUUCCGACCAAUCAAACCCAGGUCAGCUGUUUGUAGCGCUUAGUUACGAUUUCGUUGGGUGA